Zingiber officinale is the source of this 801-nucleotide messenger RNA. RefSeq names its product peroxisomal and mitochondrial division factor 2-like. NCBI's taxonomy places the organism in Eukaryota, Viridiplantae, Streptophyta, Magnoliopsida, Zingiberales, Zingiberaceae. The transcript has 2 exons. The record is from RefSeq and is a predicted model, not a curated record. The coding region runs from base 1 to 801 and encodes 266 amino acids.
AUGGCAGCCGCUGAUCGGCCUAUCGUCCCCGAGCAGCAAAUCACACUCACGGGUCCCCUCGCCAAAGCUUGGGAGGACGCUCAUCUUCUGAUCGCCAUGAUGACUCCUGGUCAGCUUGGCGACAGCAAUCUACAACAUGCGACCGGGAACUGGGUGGAGCAGAUUGCCAUAAGCAAUCGCUUGGCCGAACUGGAGGACGAACUGAAGAAGCUCAAGGCUGCGGGGGACAGCAGACAAUCGACGGCCGCUCUGGAGAAGGCUAAAAGGUUGCUGGAAGCUGAGCGGGGUAAGACUUCCGGAUUGACAAGCGAGGUUGCCCGCCUCGAAGCCUUAGUCAAGCAGCGGGAUAAAGAAGUAAAGACCGCGACCGCUCGGAAGCUCAAGGCCAUUGAUGAUAUGGACUUGAUGAAGGUGGAGAACCGGGGGCUGGAACAACGGGUGAAGGAGCUAGACGCCUCACUAACUGCCGAGCGGGAGGAUCGCUCCGCCGAUCGGACCAAAGCAGAAGGAGCCUUGCAAGAUCUUCAGGCUACCCUGGAUGCUUCCCAGACCGCCCUCAAGGAUUACCAAGAUGGAGAGCCCGGUCGAUCGGCGGAGGUACGCAAAGCGUUCGUCCUCUCGGACGAGUUUGGCGAGAAAUUUACCGACAAGCUCUCCUUGACUUUUGAGGAGGCAAUCAAAGUGGCGGUGGAAUACAUGAAGAACAAAGGCCAUGCUCCUGCCGAUCUGUCCGUCCCUGCCGAAGACCUGGCGACCAUGAUGAGCUCCAUCCCUGACCAUCUUUUUAAUUUUGAUGACUAA